Strigops habroptila (Kakapo) is the source of this 2707-nucleotide messenger RNA. RefSeq names its product zinc finger protein 74-like. The coding region runs from base 151 to 1347 and encodes 398 amino acids. The transcript is spliced from 3 exons. Gene Ontology annotation, biological process: regulation of DNA-templated transcription. NCBI's taxonomy places the organism in Eukaryota, Metazoa, Chordata, Aves, Psittaciformes, Psittacidae. The record is from RefSeq and is a predicted model, not a curated record.
GGGCGCGCGGCUCUCAAGAUGGCGGCGCCGACAUCGCCCCGCGCUCAUCCCCUCCGCACGGCGUCGGCGGGUCACGUGCUCGCCGGGCCACUUCCGGGGGUGGGCGGGGCCGCGGGCCGGAAGCGCGCGAGGCCGUGACGGCGGGAGAAGAUGUCAUGCGGCCUACUUCCGGCCCGCAGCCUGCGGGGGGCGCGGGGGGCGCGGCCGCGGGGCCCGGCGGGGAGCGGGCCCCCCCCCGGCAGGGCCGCCCCCCCCCCCCGCCAUGACAGGGCGGACGCAGGUAGGAGCCAGGCCCGGGGCAGGGGGGGCCCACGCCGCCGCCACCCUCGAUGCCCGGUGCCACACCCGCGCCUCUGGGGUGGUUCCUGCCGCCCUCCGCCCGCAGCCGUGGCUCCCGGCCCCCCCUGGGGGGGUUCUCGGUGGGGUGCCGGUGGGACGAGCCAUGGGGCACCCCAUGCACACCCCCAGGGCUCCGGGCAGUGUCGUGCGGUCAGUCCGCAGGGACCCAUGGCCCCCCCCCGGCACGCAGUGCCCCCGGGUGCACGCCCUCCGCCGCACCCCGGCCAUGGGAGGCUUCCCGCGGGGGGGAACAGCGCCUGGGAAAUGAGACCUGCGCCGCGGGGAUGGGCCCGAGCGCGCGAGGGAGGAGGGUGCCAAAUGUGUGUGUGGCAGGAACCGGUGGCCUUCGAGGACGUUGCGGUGUACCUGAGCCGCACGGAGUGGGACACCAUCACGGCGGAGCAGAGGGAGCUCUACUGCAGCGUCAUGAGGGACAACUACCGGCUCCUGACGUCCCUGGGUUACCCAGGCCCCAAACCUGACAUUUUAUACCGGAUGGAGCGUGGGGAAGAGCCGUGGGUCUGCUCGCCACAGAGCCCAGCGAGGUGGGAAGGCCCCAGCUGCCCCUCUCCAGGAUGUGACGGGGCCAUGAGCUUGCUGGAAGUGCCUCCCUGGGGCUGGUGGCCUGGUGCUGGUGUGCCAGAGGAGAGGGCACAGUCGCCCUGCCAAGGUGAGUCCUGGUCGCUCCUCUUCCUUGCCACCGGGCUCUGGAGCAAGGAGCUGGCAGCGGGAUCUGGCUGUGCCUGGUCAGUGCCACUGGUGCUUCUCCAGCCCCAUGGGAAGGGCUUGACUCGCCAGACGGGCCAUGCAGAGGUCUGGGGAGGAUGGGGGUUUCUUAGCUCCCCAUCCCCUCAGCGUGGCCCCCUUCUCCAGAGCCCCAGCCAGCCAGAAGGCAAACUCCCACCAGCCCUCCCUCAGCAGGAGGACAGUGUCUGCAGCGUCGUCUCCAGUCUGAAAGACUCCUGCACAAGCUCAGAUAUCUCAAGGGUCGCAGCAAGGUGCCAGUGAAGGCAGCCAGCAGAGGAGUGGUGCCAGCGGAAAGCCAAAACCACACACAGACCGUUGUCUGGCCCCGGAAGGAAGAAGCAGCAGAGGAUAAACGAUGGGUGACAGCAGACGUAGCACAAGGCAGAGAACUCGCACUUAAUCCCAGGACAGAACAGCAGAACUACAAGUCAGAUCCUCAGGAGCAUCCUUGUGGUGACCAAAAGGAGCAGUGUCAGAGGAGCACCUAUGAAAACGGGUGCACCUCCGAAGUGCCAUUCUUCCUGGGAAACGGGGAACUGCGUGCCCAGGAUGCGAAUGAGGCUGUUUGGAAGGACCACUGCUACUGCGGGGCUGAGCGUGACGCGGCUCUGGCACCGCGGCCCCUGGCCGUGUCUCCCACAGACCACAACUACUGCCGGCCACAGGCGCUGGGCAGCGCCGUGCUCAAGGAGCACGGGUACUGCCGCUGCAGAGGACUUGUUUCGGGGCCAGGGUUGUAACGUGGCUCGUCUGGGCAGCAAAGCUCGGGCCGUGCUGCACAGGCUGCCACGCGGAGAGCCCAGAUCGGGCAGAUCAUCAGGAAAGCCAAGCGGAUUAUGUUGGCGCUGCAAUUCCUACAUCAGCAGGAGGCUGGGGUUGCUCGGGGCUCCUCCAGCACUGGCUGUCCUGCGCCUGCUGUCCCCGAUGGUAAGGCGGAGCCAGUCCCCGUGGAGGGAAAGGGCCGGAGCACUCAGUUCUCCUGCAAAGCAUGAGGCCGAGCUGCCCCUCUCUCAGGGCAGAAGCAGCUCCCCAGAAGCUCUUUGUGCCCCUGUGGCAUCUCCGGCACCACUGCCUGCGCCCCCACCUGCAGAGGCAGCCGUGGUGGCGAGUAGCAAAGUGCUGCCCCCUGAGGUGUCCCCGCACAGCGAGGAGCAGCCCAUCGCAGCCCCGGUGUUAAACCACAACCCCCGGGAGAGGACACAACCCCGCUCACUCGGACCGCAUACCGCUGCACACCGCCUACAAGACGCUGAUUGCGGACGGUGGACCACGUGUUUGGAUCCGUGUGCCACAAGUUCGAGCUCUAGCAGCUACGCUCGGCACAUGGAUACCUGGCCUUCGUCAUCCGCAUGGACAGCUGACCAGCACUUUCCUCCCCUGCCGCCAAACUCACCCGCAAGAGAUUUGGGAGAGGAAGUGCUAUGAAACACCCACCGGAGGGAUCGGCGGCGCAGAGCUGUGCAGUGCCAGAAACAGGGGCUGACGGCAGAACAGGCCAAGGGAAGGACGAGUGUGGGACAGAGCGACUGGAGAUGGGUACUGCGGGUGGUCCAGCAGCAGGGCAGGAGGGUUUCUGACCACGGGGAUCUCCCUACCACUCAUUAAAGUAUUAAGUUAUUGC